Mytilus californianus (California mussel) is the source of this 1213-nucleotide messenger RNA. RefSeq names its product 3-hydroxyisobutyrate dehydrogenase, mitochondrial-like. Gene Ontology annotation, biological process: L-valine catabolic process. Lineage: Eukaryota; Metazoa; Mollusca; Bivalvia; Mytilida; Mytilidae. Gene Ontology annotation, cellular component: mitochondrion. Gene Ontology annotation, molecular function: NAD binding; 3-hydroxyisobutyrate dehydrogenase activity; NADP binding. The transcript is spliced from 9 exons. The coding region runs from base 150 to 1118 and encodes 322 amino acids. The record is from RefSeq and is a predicted model, not a curated record.
UUACAUGUUAUAUUUAAAGAGCACGGUCCACAGUUAUUCAAAUAAUAGUUUCAUGGUCUCGUAUAUACUUCAUUGAACGAUUACUUUAAAAAAGUAUUUGAAUUGAUUUGUGAAUUACACCAACAGUUUCAAUUAAAUUCUAAAACAGAAUGAAUUAUGGAUAUAGAUGCACAUUAAAUGGAGUAAAACACAUGUCUAGCCUAGAGACAUUAGGAUUUAUUGGCCUAGGUAACAUGGGAAACCACAUGGCCAGGAACUUGGUGAAGAAAGGACACAAACUAGUUGUUUUUGAUGUGUCUAAAGAUGCUAUGAAAACAAUUCAAAACAUGGAGGGCUGUGAAAAUUGUGUACAGACAGUUAACUCACCAGCUGAUGUGGCAGCACAGUGCAAACAUAUUAUUACCAUGUUACCAGCCACACAACAUGUACAAGAGGUCUACACUAAUCGUGGUACUGGUAUAUUUAGCGCUAUUCAAGAAAACAGUUUAUUAGUAGACAGUAGUACCAUAGAUCCGGCAGCAUCUCAAGAAAUGGCAGCUAUAGCAACAGAAAAAGAUUCUUCAUAUGUUGAUGCACCUGUUUCUGGAGGUGUAAAUGCAGCGAGGGAUGCAGCAUUGACCUUCAUGGUGGGUGGAGCUCCAAGAAGUUUUGAAAUGGCACAAAAAUACUUGUCUGUGAUGGGGAGGAAUGUAGUGCACUGUGGACCAGUGGGAACAGGACAGGCAGCAAAAAUCUGUAACAAUAUGUUAUUAGGCAUAUCAAUGAUAGGAACUUCUGAAGCAAUGAACCUCGGUAAAAAAUUAGGCCUGGAGCCAAAAUUAUUAGCAAAGAUUUUAAACACAAGCUCUGGUAGAUGUUGGUCCAGUGAAGUAUACAAUCCUUGUCCAGGAGUAUUGGAUGGUGUACCAUCAAGUAAUAAUUAUCAGGGAGGAUUCGGAACUGCUCUCAUGACCAAGGACUUGGGUCUUGCUAAUAAUGCAGCUACAGUGACUAAGUCCCCCAUACCUAUGGGAAGUCUCGCCCACCAGAUAUAUAGAAUAAUGACGAGUAGCGGCUAUGCUGGAAAGGAUUUCUCAUCAGCUUACAAGUUUUUACAGGACCAAGAAGAUAAAUCAUAAUGUGAUAUUAAUUAUAUUUUGUAGAAUGAUUUUGUUGAAUUUGUACUGAAUUUUUAAAAGGUUUCUGGAGAGGAUUUACAGUGAAAAACGAAAAA